AGAUUAGUUUCACGCACCCACUUUUGCGCUUCAACUAAAAAAACCGGUCACUCACACUCUCACCAACCCCGAGCUGAAACCUUGUAGAGAGAGAGAGAGAGAGAGAGAGAGAAUGGCAGAGUACGACGAUCUGACUGAGAAACCCAACGGCGUACGCACGGAGGCGAACGGGAAGCGGGGCCACAAGGUAGAACAACAAGACGUGACGCUCUACGGCGUCCUCCGCUGCCUGGUGGCGGAGGUUUUCUUCCCGGAUCCGGACGCCGGGUGCGGGUCGGACCCUUUCCUCCGCCGGAUCAAAGGAUCUCUCUCCGAGAACGUCCCGCUCCUCCGCGAUGCCUCGCGAAACUCGGGCCGCGACGUCUUCCUCUGGACCCGCCGCGGCAGCCCUCUCCGCGCCCUCCUCGUUGUUUCUGUUGGGGCAAUCGCUCUUCUGGCCUUAACCGGGCUGACGGUCUUUAUGCUUUUCUUUGUCGCAGCAACUGUCAAUGCCAUUGUAAUUUCUCUUCUCAUGUCUCUAGCAGCAGUAGGGGGGUUCUUGGCCCUUUUCUUUGCCUUCAUGACAGCCAUUUAUAUUGGGGCAUUAUCUGUAGCUGUCUUUGUCAUUUCCACUGCAACAAUAUCGGCCAUCAUUGCUGUUCUGAUUACUACAGGUUGGAUUGGAUUCUUCUGGACCAUAUGGCUGGCAACGAAGAAAAGCGUGGAACUUGCAAAGCAUUCCUUGACUGUGACUGGAUCAACAGUUUCUGCUGCUUACUCUUCCGCUCGGCAUGCCCGCCGCCACCAUCAUGAAAGUUAAAGUUUCAGGGUGAAAUAGUGCCGGUAAAAUUAGUAAUCUUGUUGAAUGUUGUGUAGAAUUACCUUAAUAGUAAGAGAGAUGUGCUACAGUAAUAUUGUUUGCUGAUGUGAUGCUGUUUCUUGUGCCUAUGGUAUGGGAGAAUAAUUUUGAUUCUGGCAGAUGUCUUUUGUAUUGGUGUUGUAUUUUGUCUAUAAUAAGGAAGCAUAUUUUGUCUCAA
Messenger RNA from Rhododendron vialii, 1016 nucleotides. RefSeq lists its product as uncharacterized. The coding region runs from base 113 to 799 and encodes 228 amino acids. Lineage: Eukaryota; Viridiplantae; Streptophyta; Magnoliopsida; Ericales; Ericaceae. The record is from RefSeq and is a predicted model, not a curated record. The transcript is spliced from 3 exons.